UAAUAUCCUUUUCUUACAUGUAAGGAAAAUAUAUUCGUGUAGAAAAGGGUAAAAAAUGUUAAAAAAAGAAGUAAACAUUCAGAAGAUAAGAACUAAAUAGGCCUUACAAUUGAUUUCAAAUAUCAGUUGAUGUUUAAGUAACUUUUCAUUCACAACUCGGUAAAAUAACGAUUUUUUUAAAAUAACAAAUUUUUCUCUUCACUUAUUUGCAUUUCAAUUUUCCAACAAAAUGGAUGAAAUAGAAAUAAAUGAAAUUGACGUAAAGGACAUACGAUUUCCAACAUCUUUAUUAUCCGAUGGCAGUGAUGCAAUGCACGUUGACCCCGAUUAUUCCUGUGUUUAUGUGACAAUAAAAACCAAUAAACAAUAUGAGGGUUACGGUUUGACUUUUACCUUGGGCAGAGGAACAGAAAUCGUGGUACAAGCAUGUGUGACUAUGUCAAAAAUUCUAAAAGGCGUAAAGACGAAAGAAAUUUACUCAAAUUUCGCCGUUUUUUGGAGGAAACUAACAAGUGAAAGUCAAAUAAGAUGGAUUGGCCCAGAAAAGGGCGUGACACAUUUAGCAACUGCAGCAAUAAUAAAUGCAUUAUGGGACUUAUGGGCACGAAUCGAGGAGAAACCUCUUUGGAAAUUAUUAACAGAUCUCUCGCCCGAAGAACUUGUUUCAACCAUCGACUUUAGAUACAUAACGGACGUAAUAACAAAAGAAGAGGCUUUGAAGAUUUUACGCGAAAAACAAGUGGACAAAGAGAAACGAGAGAAACUCUUGCUCAAAACUGGAUAUCCAGCGUAUACAACACAAGUUGGCUGGUUGGGCUAUUCAGAUGAAAAAGUUCGUGAAUUGUGUAAAAAAUAUUUGAAACAAGGUUUCACAUCAUUUAAAGCAAAAGUUGGUCAAAAUAUCGACGACGACAUUAGACGUUGUCGAGUGAUUAGAGAGGAAAUAGGAAAUAAAAAUAAACUCAUGGUGGACGCAAAUCAAGUUUGGGACGUUCAAGAGGCCAUUGAUUGGAUGAAGAAAUUGAGGGAAUUCAAUUUAACCUGGAUUGAAGAACCAACAUCGCCUGAUGAUAUUUUAGGACACGCGACAAUUGCCAAAGAACUUCGUCCCCUUGGAAUUGGCGUUGCAACUGGAGAAAUGUGCGCCAAUCGUGUUAUAUUUAAACAAUUAUUACAAGCAAAAGCCAUUGAUUAUUGUCAAAUUGAUUCAGCGAGAAUUGGAGGUGUCAAUGAAAUUCUUUCAGUUUAUUUGAUGGCCUACAAAAUGAACGUACCAGUCUGUCCCCAUGCGGGAGGCGUGGGCCUCUGUGAAAUGGUGCAACAUUUACAAUAUUGGGAUAUGAUUUGCUUAAGUGGAACAACAAAAGACAGAAUUAUCGAAUACGUCGAUCAACAGCACGAACACUUUGAAAAUCCAACAGUUAUCAAAAAUGCCCAUUACAUACCACCAAUGUCAAUGGGAUAUUCGACAAAAUUAAAAAAAGAGAGUAUAAUUAAUUUUGUUUACCCCCAUGGAAAAGAAUGGCAGCGAAUGUUUAAAAAGGGAAUUUUUCAGGCGCCAGAUAAUUAGGAUAAAUUAUCAAAAUCAUUACAUAAAUGUGUAUUUGUUAGUUUUAAAACUUUAAUAAAAUAUUCAACAUCAUAAAGAAA
Leptopilina heterotoma is the source of this 1650-nucleotide messenger RNA. Its product is annotated as mitochondrial enolase superfamily member 1-like. The coding region runs from base 230 to 1570 and encodes 446 amino acids. The record is from RefSeq and is a predicted model, not a curated record. Gene Ontology annotation, biological process: carbohydrate catabolic process; amino acid catabolic process. The transcript is spliced from 7 exons. Gene Ontology annotation, molecular function: L-fuconate dehydratase activity; magnesium ion binding. Lineage: Eukaryota; Metazoa; Arthropoda; Insecta; Hymenoptera; Figitidae.